AGCUCGGGCAACGGACGCCGUUAACAAUUAUCGCGGUACAUCCUGAGCAAAUGAAUCGAAUCUACUCCAACCGCGUUUACUCGUCGGCGACAAGUCCGCGCGCGCCGUUCGCUCUUCCUCUCCGAUGCGUUUUCUUCGACACGGUCAGUUUUACUCGGAACUGGGGAGAGGAUCGCGGUUCCUGUACGCGGACCGUUAUGUCGAUCUUAACCGUGAUGCUGAUCUUCGCGUUAGUUUUCGCCGGUUUCGCCGGUUUCGCCGAAGAAAAGCAACCGCGUUCGCCGAACGGACCACGAGACCACCAAGAAUACGCGGAGCAAUGUCGCGUCACGAACCUGUGGAAGGUGCAAUUGGGCUAUGUGAACGUGAUCGCGUUUUUCGACCCUUCCUGGCAUUACAGCUACAGGCAAGCUAUCAUGUUCGAGUUACUGAAUAAACGAUUAGAAAAAUCCGGCUUCACCGGUAUUUUAUUCUUCGUUGUGACGCCAUCGUCGAGCUUACCGGAAACCAGCAUGGAGAACGAUGUAGAGGCGAGAACGUGGAAGGAGAUAUCGAAAAAUAUGCUAGAACAAGAAUACAUUUGGGGCACCGAGGAAUCGCAAUUUUACAAGCUCGCGAAAAACAAUGAGAAACGACUCGUUUUCUUUCGGGAUACGCCCGAGUUAGGUAUAAUGGAGCACUUCCGUGCUUCGAGAGACGAGGUGGUGGUCCUUGAUCGAUGUGGCAAGCUAACUUAUCAUGUAAUUAUACCAUGGAGUAUAUUAUAUUUCCCGUACGUGAAAGCAGCUAUUCUCUCCACGUAUAAGGAGGACCCUUGUGGUCCAUGCAUCGAACAACCGUUGCCAAUGUACCAGCCAAUCGAGUACGAGGGAUAUAAUUUUCAAGUGAACUCGAAUUCGAAGGGAACAGAGAAAGUUCUUGAUGUGUACGCAGGACAGGCUUCCGAUAACUUCCAGUCGAAGAAUAUCGCGACCUUUUCGAAAGAAAAUGAAAAUCACGAGGACACGGAUGUUCCUACUAUGAAAACAGAUCUAGAAAAUCUACUAUCGGAUACAGAUAACAGAGAAGACAAUGAGAAUUCUCUCGUUAACGGUAACAUCGCAUCAACCGCAGAAGUCUCGGUAGGGCAGACGCAAACUGAAAUUCUCCCUACGAUCUCGGACUAUAAAGGAAAUCCGAAUAACGACUUCUUCAAGAAACAGGAGGGCGUAAAUGAUGAUAAUUCGUUAUUUACAAUUAUCAGCGCACCUGCCGAUGAAACCAAUUCAAAUUAUAAAGAAUAUCAAAGUAUAAGGAAAGAUGACGGAGCAGGUACUGUGAAUACCGAGAGCGCGAAAUCGCAAGUUAGCAAAGAAACUGAGGAUUUACCUUUAUGCAUCAUAUUAUAUUCACCGCACACGCACCAGGAAAACCAGACAUUGAAACAGUACACUCACUUGAUUCUGAAAACAGGAAAUUCGGAUUACCAUGAUCACUUCGAUAGUAGAAAUGGAGUUUACGAUCAACAGAAACCAAUAGCGCCGGAUAACUUAGAUCCAACGACAGUAGAAAAUAAAAGAUUCACCAGUGAUAUAAACGAAAGUCCGGGAAUAUACGGAGAAGUAGCAUAUUACUGGAGAACAACCGAAGACGAUGAAUUUAGCAAUCAAGACGACAACAUGGAACUUUUAGAAUUCGAUGAUGCUACGAUGGAAGGCGCAGAGACCAAAACCGAUGACACUUUCGACAAUGAAAGCGGGACACUAAUGCAAUCCGCUGGCGCGGAUGCAACGGACGCGGACACAAAUAAUAAAAUUAACGAAGAUUCGGAAGAACUCGUGCAGCGUAGAUUAAUUGAACAUUAUAAUAAACUAGUGCCGUGGAUCCAUUACAUUAUUUAACAGAUAAACUGCAUUUAUUUAAUAAAUGUAUAUUAUUCAGUGAGUAAUGUACACACUGCGUGUGUUUACAUGGUCAACGAUGAUACUAUUGUAAUAUAAACACGAAAGAGAUUCUCAUCCUGAGUUUAUACAUCCUGACAAACACGAAUGUUAUUUGAAACAACACUGCAAGUUUCCAAAGAAUUACUUCUAUUUGCAAAGUCGUAUUCCCGUAACUCUUAUAAAUAUUAUCAUAAAUCGUCUACAUACAUCACUAGUAUGCAUUUAUGAACACAUAAGGUAUACAAUAGUGACAUAUUUAUACAUUUAUGUAAAUAAAAACGUUUUAAAGACAUUACAUUUAAACGUUUAUUCGGGUUCACUUGCGUCGUCAGAAUCUAAACUGCUACUAUUACUUGUGGUAGAGGUGCUUGAAGUACUGCUGUCCGAGU
Nomia melanderi (Alkali bee) is the source of this 2311-nucleotide messenger RNA. RefSeq lists its product as uncharacterized. Gene Ontology annotation, cellular component: extracellular region. The record is from RefSeq and is a predicted model, not a curated record. Gene Ontology annotation, molecular function: selenium binding. Lineage: Eukaryota; Metazoa; Arthropoda; Insecta; Hymenoptera; Halictidae. Gene Ontology annotation, biological process: selenium compound metabolic process.